ACGUUUUUUUUUUCGAUCACCGAACCUGCUUCGGCCUACCGCAUCGACGAUUGCGCACCCGCCCCCAGAAAACCCACUUCCGCGAGCUGAUCCUCAUCCCCCCCUCUCCUCCUCGAGCCGGCUGUCGAAUUAAAGAAAAAGAAGAAAAAGAAGAAAAAAGGGGGGGAACCCAUCAUCGACCUCUAGAUAGUCCGCAGCAUUCCCUGGUCGACGCGCGCGCAGCUCAGCCUAAGACUCUAAUUUCCCUCCAGAAGCAGCAGGACGAGGCGGCGACAAGAAGACGACACAACCUUAUUUUUGGGGAUUCGCACCUUUUCCUCCCGAGCAAUGGCGAGCUCGAAUCCGCAGAAUGUUAUUAGGAGGAAACUAGUCAUCAUUGGCGAUGGAGCUUGUGGAAAGACCUCUUUACUGAGCGUCUUCACCCUAGGAUACUUCCCAACCCACUACAUCCCCACCGUAUUCGAGAACUAUGUGACAGACUGCAGAGUAGACGGCAAGUCGGUACAAUUGGCGCUAUGGGAUACGGCGGGACAGGAGGACUACGAGCGGCUGCGGCCGUUGGCAUACUCAAAAGCGCAUGUUCUUUUGAUAGGGUUUUCCAUCGAAUCGCCCGAUUCUCUUGACAAUGUAAAGCACAAGUGGGUAGAAGAAGCGACGGAGCGAUGCCCAGGCGUCCCGAUCAUCCUAGUGGGAUUGAAGAAGGAUCUUCGAGAUGACCCCGUAGCGAUUGAGGAGAUGCGCAAGAAGAGCCUCAAAUUCGUGACGGAACGGCAGGGCGAAGCCGCCGCCCAGGAGGUCGGAGCACGCAAAUACCUCGAAUGCUCGAGUCUCAGCGGCGAGGGCGUUGACGACGUGUUCGAGGCCGCCACCCGCGCGGCCCUGCUCACCUUCGAAAAGGGGGAGGGCGGCGGCUGCUGUGUGAUAUUAUGAAUGGCAGGCGCGAGUCGUCCGCCGAAGCAAGGCCGGAGUGACGAAGAGCAGUGGACGAGCAGGCUGACGAUCGGACGCACGAGCAAGCGGAGAGAGCGGACAUCGAUAAACGAAAAAAUUGGAGCGAGACG
This is a messenger RNA of Durotheca rogersii, 1061 nucleotides long. Its product is annotated as Rho2 GTPase. The coding region runs from base 328 to 930 and encodes 200 amino acids. Gene Ontology annotation, molecular function: GTPase activity; GTP binding. Gene Ontology annotation, biological process: small GTPase-mediated signal transduction. The record is from RefSeq and is a predicted model, not a curated record. The transcript is spliced from 5 exons. NCBI's taxonomy places the organism in Eukaryota, Fungi, Ascomycota, Sordariomycetes, Xylariales, Xylariaceae.